Messenger RNA from Anthostomella pinea, 6933 nucleotides. Lineage: Eukaryota; Fungi; Ascomycota; Sordariomycetes; Xylariales; Xylariaceae. The record is from the annotation of a GenBank genome assembly.
AUGUCGUUCGUUACAAUAUCAGUGUUUGCGUUGAUCAGUCUACCCUCGUUGAUACAUGGACUUCGCUUCGACUCGGCAUAUGAAGCACAUAAUCUGAACCAGAACCGCACGGCGGAGAACCCCUUGGACUACUGGGGAGAAUGGACCGACCACUCUUACAACCCGUCGCCCUCGAACUGGCGCUUCCCGUUCUACACUCUCUUCCUGGACAGAUUCGUGAACGGCGAUCCCACAAAUGACAACAGCAAUGGCACGCUAUUUGAGCAGGAUAUCACGAGCACUCAGUUCAGACAUGGCGGAGAUCUGCAAGGACUCGUCGACAGCCUGGACUACAUUCAGGGCAUGGGUGUCGAGGGUAUAUACAUAGCUGGAUCUCCCUUCAUCAAUAAACCAUGGCAGUCAGACUCAUACUCGCCCCUCGAUCACACAUUGCUAGAUGAACACUUCGGCAACAUUAGCGAAUGGCGCGAGGCAAUCACGGAAAUCCACAGUCGUGGGAUGUAUGUCCUUAUGGACAACACAGUCGCUACAAUGGGAGAUCUUGUUGGAUUUGAUGGCUACCUCAACGAAUCCACCCCAUUUGUGACGGGAGAGCAUCCGGUCUUAUGGAAGAGUGAUAGAAGGUAUCUCGACUUCGAUAUUGGGUUUGACUAUAACGAGACUUGCGAGUUUCCGCGCUUGUGGGCCGAGGACGGCUACCUGAUCAGCGACGACGUCAUGAAUGAGUUUAAAGGCUGCUAUGACGGAGACUUCGACCAAUUCGGUGACACUGAGGCGUUUGGCGUGUACCCUGACUAUCGACGUCAACUCACGAAGUUUGCCUCCGUGCAGGACCGUCUUCGUGAAUGGGUCCCGUCUGUGAGAGAAAAGAUCGAGCAUUUCUCCUGUAUCACCAUUGCCAUGCUUGAUAUCGAUGGGUUCCGAUAUGACAAGGCCACGCAAGUCACCGUUGAUGCCACCGGGCAAUUCUCCACUCACCUCCGGGAGUGUGCUCGACGCUUAGGGAAAGACAACUUCUUCCUCCCCGGCGAAAUCACCGGAGGAAACACGUUUGGAUCCCUCUAUAUCGGACGUGGACGCCAGCCUGAUCAGUACUUCACGAACCUGACGACUGCUGUGUCUGUGACGAACGGAACAGCCCAGGAAGAUGCCAAAUUCCUGCACGACGAAGGCCAAAAUGGUCUCGACUCAGCCGCUUUUCACUAUUCGAUCUACCGACAUCUAACUCGUUUCCUGGGAAUGGACGGAAAUUUGGAAGCUGGAUUCGACCUUCCACGGAAUUGGGUCGACUCCUGGAACGAGAUGUUGCUCACCAACGACUUCCUGAACCCCAACACCGGGGUGGUGGAUCCGCGACACAUGUACGGAGUUACGAAUCAGGAUGUCUUCCGAUGGCCAGCUAUCCACCAAGGUAUUGAGCGAAUGCUGCUAGGCCAGUUCAUCACGUCACUGCAUAUGCCGGGUGUCCCGUUGAUGCUCUGGGGGGAAGAGCAGGCUUUUUACGUUCUUGACAGUACAGCAGACAACUACAUCUACGGCCGACAAGCGAUGAGCCCGUCUCCGGCCUGGCAGACUCAUGGCUGCUACAGCGGAGGCAGCGACCAAUAUUUUAAGAUGCCGCUCGUGGCUGCUCGAACCGGCUGCCUGGACGAAACUGUUUCCUGGGAUCACCGAGAUCCGAGCCACCCCAUCAGAAACGUCAUCAAGGCGAUGUACAAACUACGAAACGAGUAUCCAGUUUUGCACGAUGGGCUAUUUCUCCAACAGCUGUCUAACCAGACCGAGAUGAUCACGUACCCUGGUAGCAACGAAACCUCUACCGAGACCGGUCUGUGGAGCGUCAUGCGUUCUGCUUUCGAAGGCGUGCAAGACUUUGGAAACUCAACGGCCGUUUGGCUGGUCUACCACAACCGAAACGAAACGACCGAGUACUCGUUCGACUGUACACUGAACACGUCAGCACUCAUUGCUCCCUUCGAUGCAGGGACCACGGUCAAGAACCUCUUCUUUCCCCAUGACGAAAUCACGUUGACCGAAUCGACCAAAAAGCUAGGCAUCAAAGGCUCUACUGAAUAUAAUGGCUGCAGUUCAAAACUGAGCAUGCUGCCGUAUGAGUUCCGGGCUUACGUCCCGAAAAGCAAAUUCGUUCCUCCACCAGCCAUGAUUACCAUGUUCAGCCCAGGUCAUGAUUCUCGCGUUAUUUCCGCCGAAGCCGACAAGUCGGUCAAGAUCGAGUUCCACGUGUCUGCGGCGAUGGACUGCGAUAGUUUCACGCGCGCCAUCGAGUUUGCGUCUAUCACGGGCAACAACGCGGUCCCUGAAAUCGACAACUCCACCGUCAUUUGCACCAGUGGCUCCGAUGUGGAAACACUUCCUUACAUAGGCGCUGUAGCCUCCGCUUGGAAGUGGUCGGCGAGCAUUACCAAUGUGGAAGAUGGCGUCCACCAGAUCAUUGUCCGCAACGCCACAACGGAGGACAUGGGCAGCUUCACGAACAGCGUGGAUCGUUUCUUGAUCAGACUCGGCACUGCGGGCAACCCGAUCGUGUUUCCGACUACCGGCAACUACUCGUCCAGUCUCCUGACUAAGAGCGCCCAAGGCGACCUGACUCUCCACCAUGAAGCUGCCGGCGCAAGCAAAUGGCGCUACUCGCUGAAUUGGGGCUCGACCUGGAGUGACUGGACCGACUACGAAUCCGAUACUACUAGUAUCGACCAACAACAAUGGUCCGGGACUGAAUCUCAGGCUUGGGACGGUGAACAUGUCAUCGUCCAAUACUUCAGCAAGCUCCUCGGGAGCAGCAGUAUCGUUCAACACGGCGAUGUCGACCACUCCGUAACCCGCCGGUUUCCCCAUCUUUGGGCCAACGGACCAUUCAAUCAAUUCGGAUUCGACGCUGGAAUCCACAACCAGCUCCAUCAGACGGCAAAUUCUCAAUGGGAGUGGCACUUCAUGGUCGAGUGGCCGAGCCGCUUCCAACUCAACGUCUGGGGUAUGAACCCAGACGGGCAGCCGGAUCAGUCAUUCGUAUAUGGAGACAACAACGGCGACUUCGUCAUCGAUCGGCUACCGCCAUCGAGCCUGGUCGAGAGCGCUGUGAACGUUACCGACGUACCUCCGGCGCCGUACUUGGCUUACCGACUUGUCCUUGAUGACGCUACUCUCAACUACGACCUGGUGCCUACGGGAGACCGCGGAGUUCAGCUUGCCUUGUACAUCAUUCUCUGGCUCGCCCCUCUGAUCAGCGGCAUCCUCUGUGUAUAUGUCUUCAAGGCGUCUUUCUACAAGGUCAAGUACGUGGAGAUGGGGCUCAAAGACGCGAGGAGCAAAAUCCUACCGUACAUACAGGAUACUGCAAAGGACAUCAUGGCCCUCAUGCCCCUGUCGAAGAAGGCGGAACAGGAGAAGGCCUUAGUGUCCCAGGGCCAGGGCCGCCGCUGCGUCUUAAUCGCGACCAUGGAAUACAACAUCGACGACUGGAACAUCAAGAUCAAGAUCGGCGGUCUGGGUGUCAUGGCCCAGCUGAUGGGCACGAGCCUUCAGCACCAGGACCUCAUCUGGGUCGUGCCCUGUGUGGGUGGCAUUGAAUACCCCAUCGACACGCCCGCCAAAUCCAUGUUCGUCACCGUUCUGGGAAUGCAGUACGAGGUGGAAGUGCAGUACCACAAACUGGGUAACAUUACCUACGUCCUGCUUGACGCGCCAGUCUUUAGAAGACAGACCAAGGCCGAGCCGUACCCGCCCCGUAUGGACGACCUCGACAGCGCAAUCUACUACUCUGCAUGGAACCAGUGCAUCGCCGAGGCCUCAAAGAGGUUCCCCGUCGAUCUCUACCAUAUCAACGACUACCAUGGAGCGGCAGCUCCGCUGUACCUCCUGCCCAACACGAUCCCGGCUGCCAUGUCGCUCCACAACGCCGAGUUCCAGGGCAUGUGGCCCAUGAGGACGCCAGCCGAGGCUGAAGAAGUCUGCAAGGUCUACAAUCUGGACCAGUCCGUCGUGAGCAAGUACGUGCAAUACGGGUCCGUCUUCAACCUCCUCCACGCCGGCGCCAGCUACCUGCGAGUGCACCAGAAGGGGUUCGGCGCAGUCGGUGUCUCGAAGAAAUACGGCGACCGCUCCUUCGCGCGCUAUCCCAUCCUCUGGGGUCUCAGAGACGUGGGCCAGCUCCCCAACCCGGACCCGACCGACACCGCGGAGUGGGACCGGGAGGCGUUCAUGAAGGACACCGAGGUCGCCGUCGACGCCAACUUUGAGAACGGCCGAGCAGACCUGAAGCGCCAGGCACAAGAGUGGGCAGGCCUCGAGGUCAACCCCAAGGCCGAGCUCUUCGUCUUCGUCGGGCGCUGGAGUCUGCAGAAGGGUGUUGAUCUUAUAGCCGACAUCUUUCCCGCGGUCCUGGAGCAGCACCCGGAUACCCAGCUCGUCUGCGUCGGCCCGGUCAUCGAUCUCUAUGGCAAGUUUGCGGCGCUGAAGCUUUCGAAACUCAUGGAGAAAUACCCAAAGAGGGUGUACAGUAAGCCCGAGUUCACGGCCUUGCCUCCGUACCUCUUCAGUGGGGCGGAGUUUGCCCUGAUUCCCUCUAGAGAUGAGCCUUGUAACCCAGAGUCGGCUGAGCAGCUAAAUUAUGUUGGCCUUGUAGCCGUUGAGUUCGGUCGAAAGGGGGCUCUUGGAGUUGGUGCCAGAGUCGGCGGUCUGGGCCAGAUGCCCGGCUGGUGGUACACAAUUGAGUCGACAAGUGCCGCUCACCUACUCGCCCAGUUCAAGGAGGCCAUCACCUCUGCACUGGAGACGAAGCAAGAAACCCGCGCCAUGAUGAGGGCCUGGUCGGCCAAGCAGCGUUUCCCAGUGGCCCAAUGGCUCGAAGACCUGGAGACACUACAGUCGACGGCCAUUAGGCUCCACGAGAAGCCCAAACCCAGGCGUCAACGCAAAAAGUUGGUCCGAAAUUCGACAUUGAGCAUGGGUAACCAGCCAGGAGCGUCUGGCCGGGAAUCGCCCGCGCAGACAGAAAAGCAGGCACAGGCGGUGGAGGUGCUCGGUGAACUUCGCCUUCCAGAAUUCCCAUCUGAGACAGUGACCUCGACACCUGAAUUAUCGCCCCUUAGCUCCCGACGGUCGUCAAUCACUGGAUUCCAAACACCACCCGACAAUGUGUACCUGACGCCGAGAGACGGCUCGCCCCCGCUGUCCAGCUCCUCGCUCAGCGUCAACGAGGUGGUGGGCGGGCGCAGCGACUUCAAGUUGCAGCGCGUGGACCUCUUCUUCACGGAUUCGCGCGGCGAGUUCUACGACGCCUUCGAGAAGAAGCUCGACGACCUCAGCGCCAGCAACUCGACGUCGGACCUCUGCAUCCAGGACUACCUCACCAAGAGCGAGAAGCAGUGGUUCAGCCACUACCGCAAUGCGAAACUGGGCCGCCAGUCUGUAGGUGGUUCUGCGCCCAACUCCCGGCCGGGGUCCAGCAGGAUGUCAACCAUCGCGUUUCCGUUCACGAAGUCCAGGAUCUCCUCCCAGGCCCAGUCCGUCGUGACCGAAGCGGAAGAGAACAACAGCGUCUGGGCUUACAACGACGAGGAAGACUUUGGCUUAGCCAAGGACUACAAGCCGCCGGGGGGCGUUCAAAGCAUUCUCCAGCGCCGCAUUGGUGACUGGCCUAUAUACAGCAUGCUGCUGGCGCUGAGCCAGGUCAUCGCAUCGAACUCGUACCAAAUCACCCUCCUGACCGGUGAAGUAGGCCAGAGUGCAUCAAAGCUGUACGUCGUGGCGUCCGUCUAUCUGGCGUCGACCAUACUCUGGUACAUUCUCUCUCGCACCAAACCAGCCAUCUACGUUCUAUCGAUACCGUUCUUGUUCUACGGCGUCGCAUUCCUUAUCCUCGGCGCCUCGCCCUUUGCGAACACAAUCGGCGGGAGGGGAUGGAUGCAGAAUGUCGCUACUGGGCUCUACGCAGUCGCUUCUUCAAGCGGUGCAUUGGCCUUUGCGUUCAACUUUGGAGAUGAGGGCGGCUCCCCGGUCACAACGUGGAUUUACCGCGCGACCAUCAUCCAAGGCCUGCAACAGAUAUACUCCCUCGGCCUUUGGGCCUGGGGCAGCAUCAUCUCGACCUCGACAGCCGCCGGACAAGCCCAGAGCGCCAGCCUCGCCGCCUCGCCGUACCUCAUGGCUGUCUGCGCGCCCAUCGCCGUGAUACUGUGGGCCGUCGGCCUGCUGCUCUUCCUGGGCCUGCCGGACUACUACCGAGAGACUCCGGGUGCGGUGCCGAUGCUGUGGCGGUCGCUCGCCAAGCGCCGCACCAUCGUGUGGUUCCUGUUCGCCGUCGUUCUUCAGAAUUACUUCCUGUCGGCGCCCUACGGCCGCAACUGGUUCUUCUUGUUCGGCUCGCAGCACGUGUCGACGGGCGCCGUCGUGCUGCUCGCCUUGGGCUUCUUUGGUCUCGCCUGGACCGCCAUCCUCUUUGUGUUGUCCUUCUUCAGCCGCAGCCACCCAUGGCUGUUCCCUCUCUUCGCCGUCGGCCUCGGCGCCCCGCGCUGGGCCCAGAUGCUCUGGGGCACCUCGGGCAUCGGGCUCUACCUCCCCUGGGCCGGCGGCCACGUCGCGUCCGCGCUGGCCAGCCGCUCGCUGUGGCUGUGGCUCGGGCUACUCGACGGGAUCCAGGGCGCGGGCGUCGGCAUGAUCCUCAUGCUGACGCUCACACGCGUCCACGUCGCCGCGGCCGUGGUCGCCGCGCAGGUCAUCGGCAGUCUGGCGACCAUCGUCGGACGGGCCUCGGCGCCCGACAAGGUCGGGCCCGGCGACGUGUUCCCGGACUUCUCGCAGGGCGUUGGCUUCGCCACUUCCAAGGCGUGGUUCUGGGUUGUGCUUGUUUGUCAGCUGGGCAUCUGUGCGGGUUAUUUCAAAUUCUUCCGCAAGGAGCAGGUCAGCAAGCCUUGA